GGAAGUUCCCGUGUUCAGUAAACAUGUGUUGACGACAAGUUUAUAUGUUUCUACAAUAAUAUGUCCUUCUAUUUGGAGCAGUCUGCCUUGAAAACAACAAACUGUAUACCCGCCUUCAGCCCCAGGGUGUUAGUGCGAAAUAUGAGUCAAGCGAAGAAAUGGGAGCCGUUAAAGAAGGUCGGCAUCAUCGGCGUGCCUUUCGAGAAAGGACAGAAGAAAUAUGGUGUGAGCGUGGCUCCGGCCGCUCUCCGGUACGCCGGCCUAAUAGAACAACUCUCUGAAAUUGAUGGCCUCGACGUGAAAGAUUAUGGUGACAUCGAGACGCCCGGCAUAGAGGAGGUGACGAUGGAAAACAUGGCGCACUUGGCUCUGGUGUCAGCCUGCAACAAGAAGUUGUCUAAGCGUGUCUCUGAAGUCAUCAAUGAUGGCCGUGUUGCCGUCACUAUAGGGGGUGAUCACUCCAUUGGCGUCGGCACAGUGGAUGGCCACUACCAGGUCAAUAAUGAUAUGAUCCUCAUUUGGGUGGACGCCCAUGCAGAUAUCAACACCAACAAAACGUCAGAUUCGGGUUCAGUACACGGCAUGCCAGUUGCUCUGCUAGUCAAGGAAUUCUCUCAUUAUUGGCCCUACUUACCCACGAUGGACUGGCAAGAACCAUUAUUCUCCAUAAACAGUUUGGGAUACAUUGGUCUGCGGUCCGUUGAUCAUUACGAACGUCUGGCUAUAGAGAAAUACAACGUACCCGCGUUUGCUAUGGAGGAUGUUGAGGAACAUGGAAUCAAGAAGUCAAUUGAACACGUUCUAAAGAGGUUGGACCCUGAAGGCCGCAGACCUAUCCACGUCAGCUUCGACAUCGACUCUUUGGACGCAUUAGAAGCUCCCAGCACUGGCACACCAGUUCGAGGUGGACUGUCCCUUCGGGAAGCUAUCAGUCUAAUGGAAAUAGUGUAUGCGACUGGUCGCCUGAGAGCCGUGGAUCUUGUGGAGAUCAACCCUGCAGUUGGUAACGAGAAUGACCGAAAGCAGACCAUCGAGGCAGGAAUGUGUGUUCUGAAGGCAGCACUUGGAUUUUCGAGGCGAGGCACCGCGCCUCGUGGAGUAUUGGACCUACCAAUUCAGGACUGAAUACUGAAAUCGACUGAUUACUUGUAAGUUUGCUUACGGUGGUGAGCUGUCUAGAGCCAGCAGCAAACAAUAACAUAACCGACAAAAUAAAAACCAUCAUCGGCAAGUAUAUCAGCAACAUACCAGACAUUAACUCACGUUACGUCAUCAACGACGAGUUAUCAAAGGUGAUAAACCACUAUUUUAAGGGAAAGGUCAACCCUUUACCCCUAUACAAGAUUAGUUUGACGUUAGACAGAAACCCGGUGAAAAUUCCAUGGACUAUAGACAACGUUCAGGGGCAAGAAGGCGAAAAUGAAGUUUAUAAAGAGUUGUCCGAAAAGACAGGUAAAAAAGGAAAAAAAAGACAUUACAAAGUGUUGAAAUCAGUAGGCAGCAAGGACCUGCCGAAAUCCAAGAAGACAUCAGAUACGUCAACGGAAUCCCCG
Molecule: messenger RNA, 1553 nt
Organism: Helicoverpa zea (corn earworm)
Lineage: Eukaryota; Metazoa; Arthropoda; Insecta; Lepidoptera; Noctuidae
Gene: arg
Product: arginase, hepatic
Exons: 8
Coding region: 61-1125 (354 amino acids)
Cellular component (GO): nucleus; cytosol; cytoplasm
Molecular function (GO): manganese ion binding; arginase activity
Source: RefSeq, a predicted model, not a curated record